This is a messenger RNA of Haliotis rufescens (red abalone), 5394 nucleotides long. RefSeq names its product serine/threonine-protein phosphatase 6 regulatory ankyrin repeat subunit B-like. The record is from RefSeq and is a predicted model, not a curated record. The transcript has 7 exons. Gene Ontology annotation, biological process: proteolysis. Bases 88 to 4560 code for a protein of 1490 amino acids. Lineage: Eukaryota; Metazoa; Mollusca; Gastropoda; Lepetellida; Haliotidae. Gene Ontology annotation, molecular function: DNA binding; protein binding; cysteine-type peptidase activity.
CACUACAGCCCUAGUUCUCUUUCGUUAUGCGUUGUACAAAAGGAUGCGCGGACAUAGUCAUACAGCAGACAUUGAGUAGACAGAGCUAUGGAUAGGGAGGACAGAGAGGUGAUAGCUCCGUACUUCACGGGGAAGAACAAGGCACUGAAGCUCACUGAAGUGUUGGAGAUACUGGAGAACCCUGAUGACACACGGGCUAUAGUAACACCCCCUGCUCAACCCCAUGGAGGAGACGGGUACUUGUACAGGGUGGAGGCAGACUCGGCGGAAGAUUCCUGGGAAAAUGACAACUACUACUUCAAGCACAAUGGUUCUCGUGAACAGCCUAAACCUUCACCCAAGGUUCUCAAGCAGGACUUCGUGGCUUAUAAAAGUGAUGGCACCACCACCGAGGCUUUUAAACGACAGGCAUACAACUUGCUCGAGGGAGACGUGAAAUAUAUAUUAGUACACUACAUUGGGAAAUGCACAGUAGCAUUAUCCGAUCCAAAAUAUGAGAAGCGUUUGAAUACAGCCCUCCACCAUGAAUCCCAGAUAGUGAACAGUUACGCGAGAAUAGCUGGUUCUGGAGAUGAAGAUGGUGGAGAUUGGGAGACCAGGGAUAUGGAAUGUGAUCAUGAUCGUGCAAAUACUAACUCUCCUACCUUCCUGGCUUCCUUAGAUGAAGUUAGCUCAAGGAAAAGGACACAUGACCCUGAUAUGGUAAAUCGUGUGAAAACUCCUAAACGUUCAGAAAACGAACAAGUAAUUGAAAACAAUUUGAUAGACAUCAUAACCACCGAAAGUGUUAGUCAUCAACAUGAUGAAAGACCGACCAACCUCAAGUCACUCACCGAAUGUUUGCUGAACAAACGUACUCAUAUCGUUAUCGCAAGACGUGUGUUGAAGCAGGCAAAAUACUGGGAGAAAAGCACCAGAUUUCCUACCUUUGACAGUCCAUGUUUAUCAUUAAUCGCUGACAUCGACUGUAAAUGGAGAAAUGACCUCACAGAAGUCAGUGACAGGUUGAAGUGGUCACGACUUAGCCCGGAUGUUCUCGGCGAAGACCAGUGCAAGGAUACGUAUCACACACUGGUAUCUGCUGUCAUAGUAGGUGCAUAUCACAUGAAGACGGACAUCACAGAGUUUGUUGACACCCUCUAUAUGUACCCAUCACAUGUGAUGGGUGACAACGCCUUAACAGAUGACGACGAUGGGACGGAUCCUCAGAUGUGCAAGGUGGGGCCCCACAACAUACAGAGGAAUCAUCUCCUCGAUCAAACAGCAUGGCUUGGCGAUGAGGUGAUGAAUGCAUACAUGCAUGUCCUGAAGACCACGUGGAAUAGGAUCCACAGUCGCCACUGCGCUGUACUUGAUUCUUUCCUUGUCAACCAUUGGGAGAAAGACGAGUAUGACGUGCACCCCUGCAAGGAGGAACUUGGAACUUACACGUGGAUCCUGAUGCCAGUGAACAUGCCACUGAAUCAACACUGGGUGCUUCUGGUCGCCAAUGCCCAGGAUGGAACAGUGGGCAUGGUCAACUCUAAGCCUGUCCUUGAUGUAGGGGACAAACUUAUACAACAUUGGAGAAAAUAUACACGCUGUUUGAGGAGAGGUGAUGGGUCAGUGAUCACAUGGACAAAGACAGAAUAUCCAGUACUGAGUCAAAGUGAUGGACAUAGCUGUGGCGUGUUUGUGAAUAUGGCAGCAGAAGCUGUACUGUCGGAGGUGCCUCCCAGUGUCAUGAGAAGCUGCCACACUGUCUGGUACAGGAAGUACAUCUGGCGCAGGUUGCGAGAAUAUGCUGGUGAACAUAUUCCGCCUGAUACUGACACACAUAUGCUUGAGUCUCCAUGUGAAAAGCUGACAAAUAAUCCAGCGUCAACGAAUGCCAGAGCGUUUGCGUAUACAAUAGUCAAUAUGUCGACCAGCAUAGAUGAUACGAGAUACAGUUUGCAUAAAGCAGCCAGCCUCGGUGAUAUAAGACGCAUGCACUUGUUGAUAGACCAGGGGGAGGAUGUAGCAGGUACCGAUGACCGAGGAUGGACGCCUUUGCACUGUGCCUGUGAAAACGGUCACGUUGAAGCUGUCUCUGAUCUGGUUUCCAGGAGGACGGGCGACGUACAAAAUAGAGCUCAACUUACAUUGUACAAUCCUGUCUUAGGAACGGAGUAUACGUAUCUAGCAGGAGCAUAUCCACUCCACAUUGCUUGUUUAAAUGGACAUGAGAAUGUAGCGCACAUUUUGAUCAAUAGCGAGGCAAAUGUUGACGACAAAAGUGAAAAUGGAACAACAGCUCUUUUUCUUGCUUCUAUUAACGGACAUGAAUCUGUAGCCGCACUUCUGAUCAAGAAUGGUGCAAGUGUUACAGCUGAGGACGAGGGCGGAUGGACGGCACUAUAUGUAGCUUGUCAGAAUGGACAUGAAUCUGUAGCCGCACUUCUGAUCAAGAAUGGUGCAAGUGUUACAGCUGAGGACAAGGACGGAUGGACGGCACUAUAUGUAGCUUGUCAGAAUGGACAUGAAUCUGUAGCCGCACUUCUGAUCAAGAAUGGUGCAAGUGUUACAGCUGAGGACGAGGGCGGAUGGACGGCACUAUAUGUAGCUUGUCAGAAUGGACAUGAAUCUGUAGCCGCACUUCUGAUCAAGAGUGGCGCUAGUGUUACAGCUGUUAAUAAGAACGGACAGACGGCACUACAUCAAGCUUGUCAGGAUGGGCAUGAAUCUGUAGCCGCACUUCUGAUCAAGAAUGGUGCAAGUGUUACAGUUGAGGACGAGGACGGAUGGACGGCACUAUAUGUAGCUUGUCAGAAUGGACAUGAAUCUGUAGCCGCACUUCUGAUCAAGAAUGGUGCAAGUGUUACAGUUGAGGACGAGGACGGAUGGACGGCACUGCAUGAAGCUUGUGAGAAUGGACAUGAAUCUGUAGCCGCACUUCUGAUCAAGAGUGGUGCAAGAGUUACAGCUAAGGAAAAGGACGGAUGGACGGCACUACAUGUUGCUUGUCAGGACGGACAUGAAUCUGUAGCCGCACUUAUGAUCAAGAAUGGUGCAAGUGUUACAGCUGAGGAGAAGAACGGAUUGACGGCACUACAUCUAGCUUGCCAGAAUGGACAUGAAUCUGUAGCCGCACUUCUGAUCAAGAAUGGUGCAAGUGUUACAGCUGAGGAGAAGGACCGAUGGACGGCACUACAUGUAGCUUGUCAGAAUGGACAUGAAUCUGUAGCCGCACUUCUGAUCAAGAAUGGUGCAAGUGUUACAGCUGAGGAGAAGGACGGAUGGACGGCACUACAUCUAGCUUGUCAGAAUGGAGAUGAAUCUGUAGCCGCACUUCUGAUCAAGAAUGGUGCAAGUGUUACAGCUGAGGAGAAGGACGGAUCGACGGCACUACAUCUAGCUUGUCAGAAUGGACAUGAAUCUGUAGCCGCACUUCUGAUCAAGAAUGGUGCAAGUGUUACAGCUGAGGACAAGGACGGAUGGACGGCACUAUAUGUAGCUUGUCAGAAUGGACAUGAAUCUGUAGCCGCACUUCUGGUCAAUAGUGGUGCAAGUGUUACAGCUGAGGACAAGGACGGAUGGACGGCACUAUAUGUAGCUUGUCAUAAUGGACAUGAAUCUGUAGCCGCACUUCUGAUCAAGAAUGGUGCAAGUGUUACAGCUGAGGAGAAGAACGGAUCGACGGCACUACAUCUAGCUUGCCAGAAUGGACAUGAAUCUGUAGCCGCACUUCUGAUCAAGAAUGGUGCAAGUGUUACAGCUGAGGACAAGGACGGAUGGACGACACUACAUGUAGCUUGUCAGAAUGGACAUGAAUCUGUAGCCGCACUUCUGAUCAAGAAUGGUGCAAGUGUUACAGCUGAGGAGAAGGACGGAUGGACGACACUACAUGUAGCUUGUCAGAAUGGACAUGAAUCUGUAGCCGCACUUCUGAUCAAGAGUGGUGCAAGUGUUACAGCUGAACACAAAGACGGACGAACGGCAUUACAUCAAGCUUGUCAGAAUGGACAUGAAUCUGUAGCCGCACUUCUGAUCAAGAAUGGUGCAAGUGUUACAGCUGAGGAGAAGGACGGAUCGACGGCACUACAUCUAGCUUGUCAGAAUGGACAUGAAUCUGUAGCCGCACUUCUGAUCAAGAAUGGUGCAAGUGUUACAGCUGAGGACAAGGACGGAUGGACGGCACUAUAUGUAGCUUGUCAGAAUGGACAUGAAUCUGUAGCCGCACUUCUGGUCAAUAGUGGUGCAAGUGUUACAGCUGAAGACAAGGACGGAUGGACGGCACUACAUCGAGCUUGUCAGGACGGACAUGAAUCUGUAGCCGCACUUCUGAUCAAGAAUGGUGCAAGUGUUACAGCUGAACACAAAGACGGAUGGACGGCAUUACAUCGAGCUUGUCAGAAUGGACAUGAAUCUGUAGCCGCACUACUGAUCAAGAGUGGCGCUAGUGUUACAGCUGAGGACGAGGACGGAUGGACGGCACUAGAUCUAGCUUGUUUGAAUGGGAAUGAAUCUGUAGCCGCACUUCUGGUCAAGAAUUGUGCAAGUAUUACAGCUGAGGACAAGGACGGAUGGAAUAAAGAGUAAAUAAUAGCCAACUUUAGUACUACUAUUACAGUCUGAAGUACGUGUAACAGAUGUCGCGUCUCCUUGGGCAAGUGACUUUGUUCGAAUUGUCCCUUUUUUCCACCCAGCAGUGAGCGGGUACCCGGUAGGAUGAGAUGGCAAUGUGGUUGUUAACCUUCUAGCGCCUAACAGGCAGCUUUGUUUGUAUACUCUCCAUUGAGCUGAGAAUGAUUUUUGGGUGAACACUUUUCAAUGUCUAAGCUUAGAGUAUGCUUGUGCAUGGAGAACAGCGCCAUUCAAAUAACGUGGAUUUUAUGUCCGCUUUCGGGUUUGAUUUUUAUUUGUUGCAAGGUCAUAGGAGUUGCCUACCAUGUCAGUUUUCGCAACUGUCCUUGUUUCAUGGACAGAGGUUCAUAUAAACCAUGAAACGUUUACUCAAAUACAUGUCUGAUUUGUAUUACUGUCCAAUGAUAUUUAAAAUGCUUUGAAUAAUAAAAAGAAAUAUUCAGAGAAUGUUAUUGGUGCCUUUCAGCUAAAUUACAAAAUGUUAUUGAGUUACUUGUGUCUAAUACCUGAACAUGACCUACUUUCAGUUAUGUUAUCAAUGUCAAAUAUUGAGUUAUAGAUUCAGUGUCCAAGGGACGCAACUCUGCACAGCGAAUCGCGGCGCAUCCGUGCCCCCCGAGUUAUAGAUUCAUGAUUGAAAUCAUUCUUAUGGCACCCAAUAAUUGCUUUUAUCCUAUGAGUCAUAACUGGUUUUGUAAAACUCACAAUCCAAGUGCAUACCUUUAGAAAAACAAUACCAUGUUGAACAUUUAUUCUUUUUUGGAUUUUUUAAAUAAAACUUUAAAUGUU